CGAUAAGAAAUCCGCUGGCAGUUUAAAUACGAAAUAUCUUCGAGAAGUUACUUUGGCGUCGUAUCUUUGGUCGUAAUUAUUAUUCUCCGGUUUUAUCGUGUCUUGAUGUGUAAUUUAGAGUCGUUUGUGCAUCGACCAUUUGGAAAAAACGUAAACUUUCCAUUCCGACCCAGUAGUUGAUAAAAAGAUUUUCGCGAGAGCAGAUAGCUAAAAAUACAUUUGAAAAAAAAAAUACCGAACAGGAAAAGUAGUGACUUUGCAUAAUUAAAGUAUAAAUAGCAGCGUGUCGCUUUCUAAUUUCGUAUAAUUGGAAAUACAAUUCACUAACGAAGUGCGUUCAGCCCCCAACGGAGCUUUCAAACAAUAUUAUCCAAAGCUUUUUUUUACAAAUCGACAAUCCAACUUGAAUUUUAUUGAGUUCAACAAAAAAAACUGAACGAAACGAAACAUAAAAAUAAAAACAGAAAAACUUCAACGGCAAAUGUGAAUUGAGCAAAUAAAAUUGGAAAAACAGAAUCGUUUCGAGUGUUGCACACUGCAGUGACAAGCGUGUAUAUAAAGGAAGAACGAAAACACUUAAUAUCAAUCGUUUGUUCGUAAUAAUAAUCCGAGUGAAAAGAGUUGUCUUGAACGAAAAAUUCUAUUUGGAAAGAAAAAGGGAAAAUUUCUGCAUCCAGAAUGAGGGCGUUAAUUGCUUUCCUAGCAAUAUUCCUGCUUUGCUUUGAUUUAUCUAAUGCACGUGCCAACGGUGAUACCGGUGCACAUCGUACUCCAUCCCAAAUCGUCAUGGAUUCGGUUCCAAUCGCUGACAGACCAAACUUUGUUGCCUAUCACAUUUCGAUAGCCUUAAACGAAAGAAGUCGAGACGAUGUCGUUUUCAAGCCAGUUCUCGAAACAAUACCAUCCGAAAAACGUGCAGAAUUUUCGAGAAUUUCAACUCCACCGAACUUUUCCACUAAUUUACUAGAUUGGACCGAAUUGGAAUUGGUGCCAUUUAAGAACGGCAACCAGGGUAUACCGGGCGAAUUGUUGGGUGUUAAAGCUGCGGCUCAUGGUGCUGAGGUGAUGAAUGUCUGCUUCCCCAACGGAUGUGUUGAUCCAAAUGAUGCUGGAUAUUUGUGUUGUCCAUUCUAAACCAUUUUACUGAAUAAAUAACCUUAAUGCACACACACAC
Bradysia coprophila is the source of this 1174-nucleotide messenger RNA. RefSeq lists its product as uncharacterized. Lineage: Eukaryota; Metazoa; Arthropoda; Insecta; Diptera; Sciaridae. The record is from RefSeq and is a predicted model, not a curated record.